Trichomonas vaginalis G3 is the source of this 711-nucleotide messenger RNA. Its product is annotated as protein ubiquitination. The transcript has a single exon. Bases 1 to 711 code for a protein of 236 amino acids. The record is from RefSeq and is a predicted model, not a curated record. Lineage: Eukaryota; Parabasalia; Trichomonadida; Trichomonadidae.
AUGUUACUCCUCGAAAUUUGUAAAUGUGACAAUAAGUUCUUUGAUUUGUUUAGACAUAUUUCAUUAGAAUAUUGCACUCCUCAUAUCAUUGAUGAAAUAUAUAAUUUUUCAGUUGAAAAUUCGUUCGAAUCAAUUCUUCUACAGAUUUAUAAAGACACGCUGAAACACUAUCAUUCAAAUAUACGAAAUAAAAUUGAACUCGCUAAUAACUCUGAAUCAUCAUUCGAAAAACCUAUAGCUAAACCAAAAUUUGAAAUUUCUAAUCCAUCAAAUUCAUAUGUAUUUUUGCUUGCUUCUAAAGAAAUCAAAAUGGAAUAUUCAUCAUCAACUCGUUGUUGUGGAAAAUUAACAGAUAUAAAUACUUAUACUACUCAUGAUGAUUUCCAUACCCAAAAUUCUGAAAAUUCAUGGAUUAGAGCGGAUCUCAAAGGAUAUAAAUUAAAACCAAAUUCUUAUAUUUUGCUAUCAACAUACUCUGAUAGCCGUCUUUUGAGAUAUUGGAGGUUGGAAGGUAUAAAAGAAGAUGGAUCAACUGUUGUUUUAGAUAAUAAAGAUUAUGCAUUUAAGACUAUGGAAACCAAGAAAUUCCCUCUCCAAACAAACAACUAUUUUGUUGCUUUCAAAAUUAUUCAUACAGGAAAGAACCAAACUGGUAGCUAUGAAAUCAAUGUUCAAGUUUUUGAUUUCAAAGGUGAAUUAAUAAAAAUUUAA